Molecule: messenger RNA, 1536 nt
Organism: Peniophora sp. CBMAI 1063
Lineage: Eukaryota; Fungi; Basidiomycota; Agaricomycetes; Russulales; Peniophoraceae
Source: the annotation of a GenBank genome assembly
AUGUCCAUCCCCGCGGCUGAACGUCCCGCUAAUGUCUUAUGUCUCCCUCCCGAGCUUCUUGAGCAAAUAUUCUCCCACGUCCCCUACGAACACGUCAGAGAUGUACUGCAACUGCAACGCCACUGGAGAGAUGAUUACGUCCCACGAUCAUUCAAGCCGCAGCUCACUUUCGCUCACGUCUGCCGCGUUUGGCGCAACGUUGCCCAUGCCAGCCAGUACUGGCCCGGUGUUCGCUUGAACCUCUACGACAUCGAGCGGUUCAAGGAAGGCAUUGCUCAUGGGCAUGGCGAUGCCCUCCUGCACGUUCACAUCGACCCCAACCACAUAUAUGCUCUGGAUCCCGAGCGCCGAGAGUGGGCGCCCAUGCUUGCGCUUAAGCAACUCCCGCGUAUCCGCACGCUCUUCUUGCAGCUUAAAAACCAAGACUUCAGUCCAACAAUCGGCGACGUCACGGCGUAUACCCGUGCUUUGGGAGAUCUGGCUGCGCCUGAGUUGCAAGACUUCACAUUCGAGUGGUGGGCCGACCGCAUGAAAGAACCUUGCCCCCGCCUGCGCUAUCUCACGUUGUCGUUCUGCGACUUGACAACCCGCCAAACGGUUCUACACUCCGAUAACCUUGUCCGUAUCGAUCUCAGAAGCGUCCAUGUCUUCAAUGACAUCGACGAACUCGUGGAUACCGUUUCACGAUGGAGGCAUCUUCAAUGCCUGAAUUUGGAAAGGUGCCAAAUCAUCAGCCCCAACGGUCGUGUUGUGCUCUCUAAACGCAGCGCUGUCCAUCUACCCGAGUUGAGAGAACUUCUCAUCUCGGAUAUUGCCGCAAACGUCUCGGCGUUCUUAAAACACGUCACCUUCCCUCCCACCACCACGGCCGACCUUGUGUUUUACGGACCGGAUGCCACACCAGAAUCCGUUGUACUUCAGACCAGAGACGCAAUUCGCCACCAUUUUGACUCGCCUGAGGGCCGUUCGCUCAUCUCCUCCGCCUAUGGCUUCACUAUCACAUACCCACUUGGCUAUGGCAUACAAUUCCGUGCGCCUGAAAAACGCAAACCUGGCGGUUUUUGGAUGGAUGUAUCCGACGACUAUUAUCUCAACCCACAGGCCGACUUCUCCUUCAGACAGGGGACCUCCGAUAAUGCAUCCUUUGAGGAGAGUCUUCUAGCCAUCCCCUCAUUGGAGACGGUGCCUCGGCUGGACCUCAGUGGACAAACCCUUCCUGUUCUCACCCCUCCUCCCUCCAUAUUGCGACGCUUCGUAGGCACGACGCAUCUAGCUCUUAAUGAAGAUCGUCUACAGCUACUAGACGACAUCGCAGAAGACACUCAGCUAUUCCCCCAACUCGAGUGCAUCGAGUUAGUCGCUGUCUCCUUGCUGAAUGAGCCCAAGGAGAUAGUGAUCUUGCACGCGCUUCAAGACGCUCGCGAUGAUCGCCCGAGCUUGAUCAGGUUAUUGCUGCGCAAAUGUUCCGUCAGGGAUGAGACGUUUGCUCGAGCUGUGUUCGGGGAAGGCAACGUACAGAUGAUAGAAUCCGAUUAA